UAUAUGCACAGACUCAACAUAUCUUUUGUCGAGAUUCGUGUUAUGUCCGCUGAGGGGCCACAGCACCAGGUGGUCUAUUUUUAGCUAUCGUCGAGGACCACGGUCAUAGGUCUCAAUCGAUGAGAUCUUUGACAGCUUUCAGGAAAUAGACGUUGAUGCAUCCGGGAAGGUUAGAGGGCUCGCCCAUGAUUCUCAGAUUACGUGGCAAACAGGUAAGCAAGCGCGAGCUUGAACGUUAUUUAGCAGGAGGUGAUAUCCAACAUACGUUCGUUGUUGUUUUCAAAACAGCUGACAUUGGUAUCACGUGGGUUGAUGGAGCCAAUGGUAGUGUCCUUUUUAGCGCAUUAUUUCUUUGCUACUCGCAUGAGGGAAAGCGAUUUUAGGUUGUGAUUGGCACGAUCGAACCCGGUUCCCCAGCAUUUGAUGAUGAUGAUGUUGUUGUUGGUCUUGCACUCGCAUCAGUAAAUGGAGCACUGCUUCCACCUGGCGGAGCACAUACAUUGAGGAAGGCAUGGCGCGCGCUUCUCCCAGAAGCACAUAUAACCCUGGAGUUCUCAUGCCGGCGAAGUUCUUAGUCUUACGUGACAUUGACAACCUUGAUAGGUUCUACGAACCAUUCAUUAUUGCACAUGAUUUUGCUUAUACAUUUGAUCUGGAAAUCGACACGUCGCGCAAGAAGCAUGCCCAUAAAAAAUCACCUGCAAGUGGUCCAGAAGCGACACUACAUGGACGAUGGUCAAGCCUCUGGUCCAAGCUUAAUGCAUGGAUCAACCUAUCAAGUCCGCGUUUUGGACAGAUAUCGGAAUCAUCUUCACAAAAACGACAGCUUAUUGUUGUGACUGUGCGUAUCCCGCGUUCUCAGACACCUUUUAGUUUUGCCAUCCAAAGUCCAGGCCAAACUGAACAUGCGGGCUUAUGCUUUUGCGUCAGAUGUUGUUGACGCACUUGGAGAUGCGCUAUUUGUUGCAGCCCCGCAGCAUUUUAAGCUGGAAUCUGCUGUAUCAGCCAACGAACUUAUAGGUUGACGCAUGGCUUCAAUCCUACAAGACGAGUAUAAUUUGAGUUGCGCAGGUACAUUGAGCAUCCGGAGCGAACGUUCACCUUUCCGACUUCUGAUGAUGGAUGGCCCCACGCGCACACUCACAGUCCACAUGUAAUGAAAUGAUUAAUUUGAGAGUAUAGGUGCAACACAUCGCUGCAUCGCCAUCUUGGCUUUGGCAACACGCCAUUCAAAGCUCAUAGCUACUCAAUAGAUAGCAAGGUGAAUGAACAAAACUGCAGGGGAAUCAAUUGCUUGUUAGGCGCGAAGCCUGCUUUCACUCCGGUUGGGCUUUCAGAGUAUGGCAUCCGUGUCAUCUUACCCUUUAUUACAAGGCAAAAACAAAAAUCUAGGCAGCGACCAGGUGCGCACCUUCACAUCAGAGCUACUCCAGGAAUUCGACGGAAAUGACAAUGCGUUAGUGGCCAAGUCAGUCCGUAAGCACAACAAGGCUGAUGUAGGUGGAUAGAAUUUGAUGAAUUCAGAAGAUUGUUUGUAACUCAUCUUGGUGACGAGGACGCUCUCAAUAAAUUACGAGAUCGUAUAAGGAUUCGAUUCAGGAGCAAAGCUGAGCUUAGAGCGCUGGCCGAAGAACGUGCAGUGCUGCAGCGUCGAGCAAAACUAAAACUGGAGCUUGAGGCUCGCCGUGAAAUCAAUCAUAUCAUCAGACGACGCCAAAGGAAGCGUAUGAAAGCGUGUUGCUACCGUGACUGUGACGGGAAUCUACGCCAGGUCAGAUACACAUCUAACUCAGCAUCUCAGGCGAAGGAAAGUCGUUGCACUGGUGGUAAGGCAGACUCACGACGGAUACGUCGCAGAGUAUUGCGCACGAGACAAAUGACAGAUAUGACGGUGGAAUGCGGAACAAAACACAGUCCAGGCAUACUCCAAGGAAAGAACUCAGAAAGUCCCCCAGCCGGCAAGUACUCGGAAAGCCCCCUGUCCGCAUUCCUUGAGAGACAGAGCUUACCACAUCCCUCGUUUUCUGGGCGAAGAUUUGUGCGUCAGUCACUUCAACCAGAUAUGCGCCUUAAUGUAAAACACCCUGUAUUCUGUGACCUCAUUUGGGCUCCAAUAUGCACACGAAGUCCUUUAAAUGCCACUGAGUUGCACUUUGUGAUAGUGAAUCUAAAACUACGAAAUCAAGUCUAUCAUCAGAAAGCAUGGCGUGCAUUCCAUUCCCCGCCAUUUUAUCGAGGCCGAGUUCGUCAGUGCCACCCUGCUUUUGCACAUAAGUAUGAUCGUUCUGAAAUUGUUCAUCCGGCGAUUUGGGGUAGUUUUGUGGCACAAAAAAGUGUCUUUAAUGAUUCUAUGAUGACUUGCCCAGCAUAUAUUGGGUAUGUUCUAAACUCACAGGAACAACUGCGAGUUUUGAAUAAAUCCCAAUCAUCAAUCCGAUUUCAACAUCAAGUUAAGGUUGAAUCCCCUUGUCAAAUUUGCCUCAGUGGUCAGCAUGGCUGUCCAUUUUGUUUCGAGCUUCCGGAGGGAUUGAAGCUCAACGACUACUCUUAUACGCCAGGCGAUGCCACGCACAAAUGCGCUGAGCAUGCUCUACGAAUGAUGCAUACCGACCUUACCACCCGAGCGGCCUUGGACCAUGAUAGACGCAUUCGACAUGAUAGUGCAGAGGUUCUCAUCAAAUCAGUACCUUGUGGCGCAAUAAUUAAAUUUGCCAUUCUCUGCGACUACACCGUAGCGCACCUGCAUCAUUUAUUUCGUUCUGCCUCAGUACAUGGCAUAGAUGAACUUACAUUCUUUUACAUCCCAACUGAAAAUGGACUUAUCGAAAUGGACAUCAAGGGGCCAACAACUACCUCUAUUGACCAAGGAUUUAAUUUUCCAGAUCAUGGUGCUAUCCCUGUCUUUCGCUAUGGGCUAAACAAAGCAGGUGCUUGCACAAUCAUUUUCCAUGGUUGCUAUGUGUCAACGUCCGCUGCAGUUGGUGUAUUUAUUCGCACUAAUAUGCUUCUGAAAAAAUUUCCUUCGGCAUCCAUUUUUUUACCACAUCUUGAUGCGAUCACAGCUUCGUUAUCCAGAGACUCUGUUCAAACCGGACUCCAGGAGACUUUUCUCGUAGCAUAAAUCAAUUUGCAAUCGGGACGCCAUAGGAUAGUGGAGACUAAGUUGGAGACUAGACUUAUACUACUGCAAGCUAGGUUGGCAUUUACCUGAGGGGUUAUUCCCCCUGGCGCCGCCCGGGGUUAAUAACCCGGGUAAUUGCGGCUUAGUGCGGGUUAUUUACCUCAAGAUCUUA
This is a messenger RNA of Pelagomonas calceolata, 3293 nucleotides long. NCBI's taxonomy places the organism in Eukaryota, Pelagophyceae, Pelagomonadales, Pelagomonadaceae. The record is from the annotation of a GenBank genome assembly.